This is a messenger RNA of Caretta caretta (loggerhead turtle), 1580 nucleotides long. RefSeq names its product caM kinase-like vesicle-associated protein. Gene Ontology annotation, molecular function: protein kinase activity; ATP binding. The record is from RefSeq and is a predicted model, not a curated record. Lineage: Eukaryota; Metazoa; Chordata; Testudines; Cheloniidae. Gene Ontology annotation, biological process: protein phosphorylation.
UGCCGACCUAUUUCUCUCGCUCUCUCCCGUGCGCUCCGCCCCGCGCGGCUCCGGGCUGGGCUGGGCUCAGAGUCCCCGGCGGAUCCGGGCAGGCAGGAGCCGGGAGCCUGGAGCCGGGCUCCGGACAUGGCCCCCUGCCCCUGCGAGCGGCGGUGACUGGACCUAGCCCCAGGAUGCCGUGGGGGUGUCUCCGGCUGCGGGAGGAGAAGAACUACAACUCCGUGGGCGACAUCACGGACAAGUAUGAGAUCGGGGAGCUGCUGAGCGUGAAGGAGUUCUGUGAGCUGUGCCUGGCUCGUGAGCGCCGGACUGACCGGCUUGUCGUGUGCAAGCGGUUCCGGAAGAAGGACGGCAGGAAGGUUCGCCAGGCGGCCCGCAACGAGAUUCUCAUCCUGAAGAUGGUGAGUCACCCCAACAUCCUCCAGCUGAUUGACACCUUUGAGACACGCAGGGAAUUUUACAUCAUCCAGGAGUUGGCGACGGGCGGGGACGUGUUCGACUGGAUUCUGGACCUGGGCUGCUACACGGAGCGAGACGCCAGCAGCCUGAUCCGGCAGGUGCUGGAGGCCCUGGCCUAUCUGCAUAGCCUCUGCAUUGUACACCGCAACCUCAAGCUGGAGAACCUGGUCUAUCACACCCAGCAAAGCCACGCCAAGGUCGUGCUCCGGGAUUUCUACCUGUCGCGCUUCGAGAAUGGAGCCAUCACCGAGCCCUGCGGGACGCCCGAGUACCUGGCCCCCGAGGUCAUCGCUCGCCAGCGCUACGGCUGCCCCGUGGACUGCUGGGCCGUGGGGGUCAUCCUCUUCAUCCUGCUGUCAGGGAACCCCCCAUUCUACGCUGAGGAGGAGCAGGAGUCCGGCCGGGGGCAGGACCGGCAGCUCUUCCGUCAGAUCCUGGCUGGGGAGUACAGCUUCGACCCCCCGUACUGGGACGAGAUCUCCCCCGCCGCCAAGAACCUGGUGUCGCAGCUGCUGGACGUGGAUCAGGACAAGAGGAUCACGGCGCAGGAGGCCCUGGGAGACGUCUGGAUCGCGGGCAACGUGGCUUCGGAAAAGAACCUCAAGGAGGGGGUCUGUGCCCAGAUCGAGAAGAACUUUGCCAAAGCCAAAUGGCGGAAGGCCAUUCGAGUCACCACCUUCAUGCAGAGGCUCCGUGCCCUGGAGCCUGGCGCCCGCCCCCCCGUGUCGCUCCCCGAGGUGACGGUGGAAGAGCCCUGCCCCCGCCCCACAGAACCCUCCACCACGGGGCGACCGAGCGAGCCAGCAGAGCCCACGGAAGAAAAGACGCAAUAACCCCUUUGUACAGCUCCGUGCACCCGGAUCCGACCCGGCGCCCCCGAGAGGGGAAAGGCCCUGGGUCCCACUCCCAACCUGGCUCUGUCCCCAACCGUGGCCCCAGCUCAGGACCGGCCCACGGCACUGGGAUGUGCACGUCCACCCACCAGGGCAGCUGCAUGUUUUGUGAAGAUGCUAUUUUAAUACAGAAAUCCCAGGCUGUCCCCCCGCGGAAUUGACCUUGUCCCCCCCGCCCCUACAGGGAGCCUGGAAAUAACAAAAUAAACAGAGAUUUUGUCUCUGGCA